Molecule: messenger RNA, 1490 nt
Organism: Owenia fusiformis
Lineage: Eukaryota; Metazoa; Annelida; Polychaeta; Sabellida; Oweniidae
Source: the annotation of a GenBank genome assembly
CGAAACAAGAGACUGCCAUCUCAGGCGGUUUUUGUAAAUAUUAAAAAUUUGAAAAUAACUUUUUCUUGAUUUAUCGAACGUUGUUCUGUUUUAUGAACAAUUAAACCGAAAAAACUACACAGACCUAGAGAUGGAUGCCACGGCCAGUAUUUCAAUGUUUGGUUCAAUCAGGCGCCUACAAGAGAAGGAAAAGAGGGGCAAUGUUUCCACAAGUAUCCAGAGUCAGCAGGACAGAAAGAUGGUCCUCACAUCAGAGAUAUCCAGGAUGAAGAAGAAACUACUCAAGAUCAACAAUCAGAAGUCCAAGCUUCAAAGGCAUAUAAGGAAAAAGAAAUUAGAAACCAGUGCUGCAAGUCUAACUGGCUCUAACAAAGAAGUGUUAGAGAGACUUGAUCGGGACUCUCUUCUUAAUGUCCAACUCAGAAAGCUGGAAAACAUACAAUAUGUGCAAAGAAUGAUAGGUCCCACAUUUAGGCAACCCUCUCCAAAUAAAUUGUGUGUAUGUCUUGACACAAGCUACAAAGGUCGAUACUUUGCUCCAAUUUACAUUGACUUCACAGAGGCAUCUGACUCUGGAUGGAGGAUCACGAACCAUACAUUGCCAUUGUAUGUACCUAUAGCUAAAUUAGCCCCAGAUAACCUGGUGGAACAAAAAGAUGUCUUCUUACAAGAGGUUCAGAGACAUAUUUUUGGAUAUCAUGUUAGGAAUAGCGAAUCUGAACUCAUUAAGGAGGAACUUGAGCAGGUGUAUGGUGUUGCAGUCGCUUUACAUCAUAGUGCAAGUUAUGACCAUAUUGAGCUAGAGAUUCAGUAUAAAGCAGACACUAAACCAGUCCGUAUAGCCCUGUUUUACAAUGACCUCUCACUUCAUAUCCCUACAAGUGUCAAAGUAAAAGGUUUUCCAACAGUUCCAGUGGAGUUUUUACCAUCAAAUGUUGAAAAGUUGAAGGACAAUCUACUUCAGAUUCCACUAUCAGAAUGCUUCGCAUAGAGCAGUGACUGGGACUGGUCUGUAAUAUGUAAUAUGCAUAGUAGUUUGAACUACUGGGACUUGAUCCACGAUACUCACACAUCAUGUAAUAUACAGAACAGCAUAGGCAUAGCCAGGGGGUGCUCACCCCAACCCCUCCCAAAAAAGAAAAAAAGCAAUUGUGUAAAAUUUGUUGAAAAAUCAUUCACAAAUUAUACUUUGAAAUGCUAAUAAUGCACCAUGUACAAUACAAAUUUCCCCCGUACCUUCCUUUUUUGGGCUCGCUUCGUUUGCAGAUACAAACCCCAAAAUGACCACCCCCUUGAUAAUUGCUGGCUACACCCCUGGAGCAGUUUAUUCUGAAUUAAUGAUCCACACUUUAAAUACUGGGACAGUGAUCAGUUCAUCUUAUGAGAACAAUAAAUAAGUCAUGUUCUUAUAUUAUGUAGAUUUCAUUGUAGAAAGUUCAAUUUUUUUGCAUUACAUGAAACAAUAAAUGUUUUUAUUACUAAGAUAUAUG